UCCGCUGCCGAGUGUUUCAUGAUGGCGGACCGUCUGCGUUCUUCCGCUGUUUGUUUAGUUUGUUUACGGCUCUGACCGGGCCUUUGUUCGUCUGUGUGUUUUGGACCAACUCCGCUUCUCCCCGUGCAGCGAUGGAGCGGGGCGUGGACCCGUCCGCGCUGCCCAAGGAGGUUCGGGAGCAGCUCGCGGAGUUGGACCUGGAGCUGUCUGAAGGUGACAUCACACAGAAAGGCUUUGAGAAGAAGCGGGCCAAACUUCUGGCCUCUUUCAUCCCUCACGUGACUCCGCCAAGUCUAUCUCUUCCAGAUGUCCAGCUCUCUCCGGGUCACAGGAGCGACCCCAGCCCAAGUCCGGAGGCCCCGGGGCCCUCCACCUCCUCUGCCACAAGGCAUCACCGCGCCCAUCGCAGCGGGGGAGCCAGAGAUGAGCGCUACAGAUCUGACAUCCACACUGAAGCUGUGCAAGCAGCGCUGGCCAAACACAAGGAGGAGAAGAUGGCGCUGCCCAUGCCAACCAAGAGACGCUCAGCUUUUGUCCAGUCUCCCAGUGAUGCCUGCACUCCGCCAGACACGUCGUCGGCGUCUGAGGACGAAGGUUCUCUUCGCAGAAAGGCUGCUCUUGGCGCCGUUUUGGCUCAGAGCUUGCAGAGUCCGGACCUCUGGAUCAACCGGUCCGUGCAAAGCUCAUCCACCUCAUCCUCUGCCUCCUCCACCCUCUCCCAUGGAGAGUCCAAGACUCAGGCUCAACCUCAGCCGGCUGCUGCCGUGUUGGCCGACGUACUGGCUCACGCUCGCAUCGAGAACAGCGCCCCUCCAGACGUGACCAAUUCAACACCUCCAGACCGAGGCCCUCGUGUGGACCUGCCUCCAGCUGUCAGGGGCAUGAGCCGUGGUCAGAGCCGCUGCAGCAUGCUGGACACUGCCGACGGAAACCGACAAGGAGUUCCAGUCAACAGCAGAGUGUCCACCAAGAUCCAGCAGCUGCUGAACACUCUGAAACGACCCAAACGGCCUCCACUCAGUGAAUUCUUCCUGGACGACUCAGAGGAGAUCAUAGAAGUUCCUCAGCCAGAUCCCAACACCCCGAAGCCUGAAGGCCGUCAGAUCAUCCCGGUGAAGGGUGAGCCACUGGGUGUGGUCAGCAACUGGCCUCCCGCCCUGCAGGCGGCUCUGGCCCGCUGGGGGGCCACUCAAGCCAAGAGCCCGGCCCUCACUGCGCUGGACGUCACGGGGAAGCCACUCUACACGCUCACUUACGGGAAACUGUGGAGUCGCAGUCUGAAGCUGGCGUAUACACUGCUGAACAAACUUGGAAGCAAGACAGAACCUGUGCUGCAGCCUGGAGACCGGGUGGCGCUGGUCUACCCCAACAGUGACCCGGGCAUGUUCUGGGUGGCAUUCUAUGGCUGCUUGUUGGCCGAGGUCAUCCCAGUUCCCAUCGAGGUUCCGCUCACUCGACAGGACGCCGGCAGCCAGCAGAUCGGUUUCCUGUUGGGCAGCUGUGGGGUUGGUCUGGCUCUGACUAGCGAGGUUUGUCUCAAAGGCCUGCCCAAAACCCCCAACGGAGAGAUCAUCCAGUUCAAAGGUUGGCCCAGGAUGAAGUGGGUGGUGACUGACACCAAGUACCUGACCAAACCCUCUAAAGACUGGCAGCCACACAUCCCCACAGCCAACACAGACACAGCCUACAUUGAGUACAAAGCCAGCAAGGAGGGAACUGUGAUGGGUGUGGCCGUGUCCAAGAUCUCAAUGCUGACCCACUGCCAGGCUCUUAGUCAGGCCUGUAACUACUGUGAAGGUGAAACGCUGGUCAACGUGCUGGACUGCAAGAAGGACAUGGGUCUCUGGCAUGGGGUUCUGACGAGCGUCAUGAACCGGAUCCACACCAUCACAGUGCCCUAUGCUGUCAUGAAGGCAUGUCCCUUGUCCUGGGUGCAGAGGGUGCACAUCCACAAAGCUCGAGUGGUCCUGGUCAAAUGCCGCGACCUUCACUGGGCCAUGAUGGCGCACAAAGACCAGCGAGACACCAACCUGUCAUCCAUACGGAUGCUGAUCGUGGCUGAUGGUGCAAAUCCCUGGUCAGUGUCAUCAUGCGAUGCUUUUCUUAACGUAUUCCAGUCUCACGGUUUGAAGCCUGAGGUCAUCUGUCCCUGCGCCACUUCGCCUGAGGCAUUAACCGUGGCCAUUCGGAGGCCUGGAGCUCGAGGUGAUCCUCUUCCAGCGCGGGCCAUCCUCUCCAUGGGUGGCCUCAGUCACGGAGUGAUCCGGGUCAACACUGAGGACAAGAACUCAGCUUUGACAGUGCAGGACGUAGGUCACAUCAUGCCUGGAGCUCUGAUGUGUAUUGUGAAGCCAGACGGGCCGCCGCAGCUCUGCAAGACGGACGAGAUUGGAGAGAUCGUGAUCAACUCUCGGGCAGGAGGGACCAUGUACUAUGGUCUGCCUGGCGUCACCAAGACCACAUUUGAGGUCAUUCCAGUCAAUCAGGCCGGAGCACCGCUGGGAGAAGUGACCUUCACCAGAACGGGUCUGCUGGGCUUCGUGGGGCCGGGCAGUCUGGUGUUUGUGGUGGGCAAGAACGAGGGGCUGCUGUCAGUCAGUGGCCGGCGCCACAAUGCGGAUGACCUGGUGGCCACAGCUCUGGCAGUGGAGCCUGUGAAGACUGUCUACAGGGGAAGAAUCGCCGUGUUUUCAGUCACAGUGUUUUAUGACGAGAGGAUCGUGAUCGUAGCAGAGCAGAGGCCGGAUGCCAGUGAGGAGGACAGCUUCCAGUGGAUGAGUCGAGUUCUGCAGGCCAUCGACAGUAUCCACCAGGUGGGGCUCUACUGCCUGGCUCUCGUUCCAGCCAACACUCUGCCAAAGACGCCUCUGGGUGGAAUCCAUAUUUGUGAGACCAAACAGAGCUUCCUGGAAGGGAACCUUCAUCCCUGCAACAUCCUCAUGUGCCCUCAUACCUGCGUCACUAACAUGCCCAAGCCCAGGCAGAAACAGCCGGUGGAUGUCGGACCGGCCUCCAUGCUUGUGGGCAACCUUGUGGCUGGGAAACGUAUUGCCCAGGCAAUGGGUCGAGAGCUGGGUCAGUUAGAGGACCAGGAUCAAAUCCGAAAGCACCAGUUCCUGUCGGACUCGCUGCAGUGGCGUGCCCAGACUGACCCCGACCACGUUCUUUAUGUGCUGCUCAAUGCCAAGGGGGCGGCGGUGUGCACCGCCACGUGUGCCCAGCUUCACAAGAGGGCAGAAAAAAUCACCGCCACUCUUUUGGAGCGAGGAGGACUUAACGCCGGGGACAAUGUGGUCCUCCUCUACCCUCCAGGAAUCGACUUAAUUGCUGCCUUCUACGGGUGUCUGUACGCCGGAGUCGUACCAGUGACCGUUCGCCCUCCUCAUCCUCAGAACCUGGCGGCCACGCUUCCCACUGUCCGCAUGAUCAUCGAUGUGAGCAAGGCGGCCUGCAUCCUGACCACUCAGCCACUGGUCAGAAUCCUGCGGUCCAGAGAGGCAGCAGCUAGUGUCAACAUCAAGACGUGGCCCACCAUCAUCGACACAGAUGACCUCCCCAGGAAACGGCCUUCACACAUCUACAAGCCACCCACAGCGGAAAUGUUGGCCUACCUGGACUUCAGUGUGUCCACCACAGGCAUGUUGACCGGAGUCAAGAUGUCGCACUCUGCUGCCAGCACCUUAUGUCGUUCCAUCAAGCUGCAGUGUGAACUCUACUCCUCACGUCAGAUCGCCAUCUGUCUGGACCCAUACUGUGGACUGGGCUUCGUGCUGUGGUGCCUUUCCAGUGUUUACUCAGGUCACCAGUCCAUUCUCAUCCCGCCUCUGGAGCUGGAGGUCUCUCUGCCUGUGUGGCUCACUACUCUAAGUCAGUACAAGAUCCGGGACACAUUCUGCUCCUACUCCGUCAUGGAGCUCUGCACCAAAGGCCUUGGCACUCACACAGAAAUGCUGAAGGCGCGCGGACUCAACCUGUCAUGCGUUCGGAGCUGCGUGGUGGUCGCUGAAGAACGUCCUCGUUUGGGCCUCUCCCAGUCUUUCUCCAAGCUCUUCAAAGACCUGGGUCUGUCCUCGCGGGCUGUCAGCACCGCCUUUGGCUCCAGAGUCAACUUGGCCAUCGGCCUGCAGGGAACAGCAGGUCCAGAUCCAUCCACAGUCUACGUGGACAUGAAGUCUCUGCGCCACGACAGGGUCCGGUUGGUGGAGCGAGGAGCUCCUCAGAGUCUUCCACUCAUGGAGUCCGGAACGAUUCUUCCCGGAGUCCGAGUUAUUAUUGUCAACCCAGAGACCCGAGGCCCUCUGGGGGACUCCCACCUGGGGGAGAUCUGGGUCAACAGUCCUCACUGUGCCACCGGUUAUUACACCAUUUACGGCGAAGAGAGUCUGCAGGCGGACCACUUCAACACCAGACUCAGCUUUGGAGAACCCCAGACUCUGUGGGCCAGAACUGGGUACCUGGGUUUCAUCAAAAGAACGGAGCUCCUGGACGCCAGUGGAGACCGUCACGACGCCUUGUUUGUGGUGGGUUCUCUGGACGAGACCUUGGAGCUCAGAGGGCUGAGGUACCAUCCCAUUGACAUUGAGACAUCGGUGUCCCGGGCCCACCGCAGCAUUGCAGAGAGCGCUGUGUUCACGUGGACCAAUCUGCUGGUGGUGGUGGCGGAGCUGAGCGGGUCGGAGCAGGAGGCCUUGGAUCUGGUCCCUCUGGUCACCAACGUGGUUCUGGAGGAGCACCACCUCAUCGUGGGUGUGGUGGUGAUUGUGGAUCCGGGCGUCAUCCCCAUCAACUCCCGAGGCGAGAAGCAGCGGAUGCACCUGAGGGACUCCUUCCUGGCUGACCAGCUGGACCCCAUCUACGUGGCGUACAACAUGUGACGGGGCCAGGGCCUGGCCAUGGUGCUGUGGUGGGACCACCUGCAGUUAGUCUUCAGCGUCAUCGCCUCAUCUUCUCUCUUUUCUUCCUGCGCUCCUGAACCCAGUCCUGAGCCAGGUCUGCGCAGGUGGGUUCGUCCUGACUGACAACCAUGUUUGCUGCUUCCCACACACACACACACACACACACACACACACACACACACACACGGGCCACUGGUCACGUCCACUGAAGCACAUCGUCGCUGGGUGUGCCUGCUGGUUUGGAUGACCAGGAGUCACACACUGGAACUGUUUGGUGCUGGAUGUAGCAGAGUCUGUGAUGCCAGCCGACCCACUCAAGAGCAGGUCUGCUGAUCUGGGGAUCAGAGGUUAAGCUGCACAAACUGGGUUUUGAUCGUGGAGCACAAGCUGAAUGUUCCCUCCCCUCACUCCUUUCCACUGUUGGAAGCGGCGCUGUGUUCAAGCCUGGGUCGGUGCUGUGGAUCGGGAGGUCAGAACUCAGUGCCUUGUACUGCCUAGUUCUUCUGCCUUCAUCAGCUGGACCCUGAGGGACCUCUCCCCAUCCACUGGGUUGAUGGUGGCAGCUUGAUGCCAUGGAACUUGAGGGGACACAAAAACGGCGCUGCGUUUGGACCCAGGAUCAGACAGAAGCACAGCGCUUUCCUGGACCCGGGUGGAGCUCAGUGUCCCGGCUGCUUGAACUGGAUCACUGGAGAGAAUGGAGGGUCACUUCCCCACUGGUGACUCAGAUGUGUGACGGCCAGCAGGUUCUGAGGAAUCGGCUGCUCCUCCUCCAACCUUUACUGCAUCUGUCGUCACCUGUGAAUCUCAAGUUUUCCUGUGUCCUGUUUGUUUUUUUAGAAAUGUUUUAGGAGUGACGUGGCUUGACCCGACACGUGACUUGUCUGCCGCCAUAUCCACCCUCUAGCCUUCUGAUCACUGGUGCUAACGAUUGCCGUGUCCAAGCACAAACCUUGGUGAAGUCGUUGAGUUUUACCUCAAGAGUCACUAUGCAUCAUGAGUCAGCGGUGUGACAACAUGUGUCGCCAUGUCCAUUAAAACUGUGCAACUGUC
Synchiropus splendidus (mandarinfish) is the source of this 5948-nucleotide messenger RNA. RefSeq names its product disco-interacting protein 2 homolog Ba (gene dip2ba). The coding region runs from base 132 to 4874 and encodes 1580 amino acids. The record is from RefSeq and is a predicted model, not a curated record. NCBI's taxonomy places the organism in Eukaryota, Metazoa, Chordata, Actinopteri, Syngnathiformes, Callionymidae. The transcript has 39 exons.